Molecule: messenger RNA, 891 nt
Organism: Morchella sextelata
Lineage: Eukaryota; Fungi; Ascomycota; Pezizomycetes; Pezizales; Morchellaceae
Exons: 4
Coding region: 1-891 (296 amino acids)
Molecular function (GO): chitosanase activity
Source: RefSeq, a predicted model, not a curated record
AUGCACGCCGCCGCCCUCCUCCUCGCCCUAGCGGCCCUCCCCACCGCCCUCUCCCGCCAGAUCCCCGACGCCCUACAAUCCUUCUACGACACCGUCAAAGACGGCCACUGCCCCACCACGCUACACAAAGGCCUGCACAAAAACGCCGACUCGCGCGACAACUUCCGCUACUGCACGGACGACUCCAGCAACCUGAUGUGGAUCGCGGGGCCGUCGAGUCUGGCCGACAUGGACGUGGACUGCGACGGCGCCAACAACUCGAACGGCGCGUGCCAGGACGACCCCACGGGGCAGGGCGUCACGGCCUUCCAGGACCAGGUGUCGGGGUUCGGGAUUGCCGACCUCGACGCGAACCUGCACAGCUAUGUCGUGCUGGGCACGGGCGGGUUCGAUCCGCGCCAUGAGGGCGUGCGCAGCCUGAGCGUGGUGGCGGUGGUGUGCAAUGGGGAGUUGUUCUACGGCGUGUGGGGAGACUCGAAUGCGGACGACCUGGUCGGCGAGGCGAGCGUGUCGCUGGCGACGGCGUGCUACGGGAACCGCAUGAACGGCAACUACGGCCAUGCCGAGACGGACGUGCUGUAUCUGGCGUUCCGCACGGAUGAGGCUGUGCCUGGGCGGAAUGCGUCGUGGGACGCCAAAGAUUUCACCGCCUUCGAAGACUCACUCUACAACACCGGCGACGCAAUGCUGGCCAAAUACCUGCCCGUUGCGAACGGCGGCAGUGGCGGCAGUGGUGGCAGUGGUGGCAGUAGCGGCGGGAAGGGCGGCGAUAGCGGGAAUGGCGGCGAUAGCGGGAAUGGCGGCGACGAGGAUGCGGGCUUCAGUGUGCAGGCCCCGGGAAUCUGUGCGUUGCUGUUCCUUUUGGGUUUUGUGGCAUUGGUGCAGGCGUAG